AUGUGCUCGCACUAUCCGGAGGCUCAGGUAUCAGUGCGCACAGUGUGUUGUCGAAAGUUCUUUGAUUGCCCGGCAUGCCACGAGGCGAGCGAAGACCACGCCUUGAAAAAGACCGUGGACAUGGCCCUAAUCUGCAAAAAGUGUCGCAAGGCCUUCCGGAAAGAUCUGCGCGAUUUCGACCCGGAAACAGACUCGUAUUGCCCGCAUUGCGACAAUCAUUUUGUGUUUACGUCGGCGCAGCCCGCGGCCGUCGCUCCGUCCGCAGCCAUGCAGAACCUGGACGCCCGGAUGAUCAGGGACAACGACGUCGACGACGAGCUCCUGGGAUUUGCGCCCGAUCUGUCGAAAAAGUUGGGAUGA
Molecule: messenger RNA, 360 nt
Organism: Wickerhamiella sorbophila
Lineage: Eukaryota; Fungi; Ascomycota; Dipodascomycetes; Dipodascales; Trichomonascaceae
Exons: 1
Coding region: 1-360 (119 amino acids)
Biological process (GO): protein import into mitochondrial intermembrane space
Cellular component (GO): mitochondrial intermembrane space
Molecular function (GO): zinc ion binding
Source: RefSeq, a predicted model, not a curated record